CAGGGGGCGACAUAGCAGCUCACAGUCAAUCCGUUUACAUGUAGCUGAAUUACCUUUAGCUGCUGCUGAGGCCUGAGAGGUGAGCGGGUGAACCUUCAUCAUGGUUAAACAGCCAAGGAGGACAGACAGCUGCUCUGUGGUCCUCCAGGUGCUUUCUACCUGCGGCAGGAAGUGGCGUGUCGAGGGUUCGGUUCCCUGUCAGACUGCCUCCACCUCAGCAGGUACAGAAAACAAACCCGCCCUCCUGCUGCUGUCCUGGAUCCAUCUGACAGACGUCUCUGUUGUUGUCCAGGUGACAGGAAGCAGCGCCGCCACCACAGAAGAAGAAACACCUGGAGGCCCGGGAUCUGAUGGAGCUUCAGUAGAGGCCAAGAGGGCCAGACCGGACGGCGGUGAGGAGGCUGCAGCUCUGACCAAUCAGGAGAAGGCCUCGGGGUCAUGUGGUCCGGCAGCAGAUGUUCCUCCUCCUGACCAGCAGGUGGCAGCAGAGCUGCAGAGCGUCGGCUCGCUGAAGGUCACCAUCCAGCAGAGCAGCGAGAGCAGAGAGUUCGGUCAGACGGACAGAACGGCCGACAGACAGACAGGUGGACUCCACUGUCACGUCUGCAACCUCACCUGUCACUCCCUGCAGGUGUUUCAGGACCACAUGUCAGGAGCAGAACACCAGAAGAAGCUGCAGCAGAUCACACAGUCCAUCCGCCUCAACACACACACUCUGCAGGACAGCAGAGGGCGUCGUCCUGAGGCUCAGCGCUGGUGUGACUCCUGUCAGGCUCACUUCACGGGUGAUGUCAUCGUCCACCGACGGACCAAACAACACAAGAUGUGUAAGCAGCUGUGUCGGCCCUUCUGUCCCGUCUGCAAACGACACUUCAGGACACCCAGGAAGUUCGUCGAGCACAUGAAGUCUCCAGAACACAAACAGCAGGUGACUCUAGAAGCUCAGGAGGAGGAACUGAUCACUGUGGAUGCUGUGGGCUGCUUCCAGGAGGAGGAGGAGGAGGAGGAGGAGGAGGUAGAUGUAGCAGAAGAAGAAGAAGGAGGAGUAAAGGAGUUGGAGCUGGAGACCGCUGGACCCAACCACUCCACCAGGGGGCAGUACGACCCCCACACCAUAUAUGGAAGUAGUUUUGUGGUUCCAGUUUGUGGCUUCGUCUGUCGACUCUGCAACAAGUUCUUCUACACAGAAACAGCAGCAAAACACACACACUGCAGGACACACACACACUACCUGAAGCUGCAGAGGAGAGGGGAGGUGCACGAUGACCUCAGCUGACCACCUGGGGAUGAUGAUGUCAGAGAGCUCAGUGGACAGGAUGACCUGCUCAUGUUACUGUGACUCAGUGACACCUGCUGGCUGCUGCUGGAACUGCAGGUUAAAGCCUGUUCUCUGUUGGAGGCGUUAAAUGUGAAUAAAAGUCUGAAAGACUGAAA
This is a messenger RNA of Acanthochromis polyacanthus (spiny chromis), 1434 nucleotides long. It is a transcript of the gene ciz1b, whose product is annotated as cdkn1a interacting zinc finger protein 1b. Lineage: Eukaryota; Metazoa; Chordata; Actinopteri; Pomacentridae. Gene Ontology annotation, cellular component: nucleus. The transcript is spliced from 13 exons. Gene Ontology annotation, molecular function: zinc ion binding; nucleic acid binding. Bases 101 to 1276 code for a protein of 391 amino acids. The record is from RefSeq and is a predicted model, not a curated record.